AUACUAAUUUGUUAUCGAAAUUUGAGUGACACCUAAUAUGACCUUUAUGUAGGAACCAUACGCACGCCUAUCAACCCUGAAGCAUACACGUGGUGCUUGCCAAAAUCCCCGCAUUUUGACUUACAUUUCGAAAACUUCCCGUUUUUUUAAGAAAUUUAAGUUAAACUCCGCCCGUCUUCAUUACCAAGCUCGAUCUGCUUUUAGACUGAUUUUAACUCUGAACACCAAAGUAUGCCUUUGUCUGUGGCCUUGAUUCACUUAAAAAUAUUCUAAUUUUUUGGAAGCUUUAUCAAUUGUGAUAUGUGGCGUAACAAUAAAAACUGCCAAAGUUAAUUAUGGAAAUUGUUUGAACAACUGUCGCCACUGGGUAUGGUCGCCACUGUUGUCUAUUUAAGAGGCUAGGUAUGGUUAUGCCUUCGAGAAUUCAGUUGAUCGUUAGGUGCAGAAGCAAUAUGUUUUAUAUAUUCCUUGCCCUUGUUUUGGCCAUAAUCCACAAUUCGCUUGCAGAGCAAGUGCAAACGGAGCAAACCAUUGUCGAGGAAUGGAGCUGGCAAGACAACGGCAACGGAGGCUUCGACCGUUAUCACUACUACUCAGGGAUAGAUAAUGACGAUGAUUUGGACGGCGAUAAGGAUACAAGCGAUUAUGAAUAUGAAGAGGAUGGCGGGUUAACUGCCACCGGUUUGGACCAGGAUGAGGAGACGUGCGAGCAAAGCUGUCCCCGAUACUACCGCCCUGUCUGCGUUCUCCGCAAUGGCCGUAAUGUGACAUUUGCCACACUCUGCGAGUUCCACAACGAAGUACGUUGUGCCCACGAUCUGAGAAGACAAGGUCAUGGCUAUACGGUGCCCAUUUUUCAAUAUCAACAUGAUGGUGUCUGCUAGACAAUAAAACUCAUUCAGGGUUCCUCCCUGGAUAAUCAUGAAUAUUGGGAACGUGAUGAGAACACAAAUGAAGAUGAAA
Molecule: messenger RNA, 963 nt
Organism: Drosophila santomea
Lineage: Eukaryota; Metazoa; Arthropoda; Insecta; Diptera; Drosophilidae
Exons: 1
Coding region: 405-884 (159 amino acids)
Molecular function (GO): protein binding
Source: RefSeq, a predicted model, not a curated record